AUGGCCCCCGAUGUAGCCUCCAUGACCUCGACACCCUCGACGCCCGCUCUCAAGCCCUCACAGAAGCCUCCAAGCGGUCCCAACGUCCUCGAAGUCGUCUUCGGCUCGCUGCUCAUCCAGCCCUGGUACCCGUCCUUCUACCCCGAAGAGCUUGUCGGGCGACGCGUGGAACGGCUGUAUGUGUGUCAAUGGUGCUUCAAGUAUAGCAAGGAGUUAGUAGGGUUUAUUGGGCAUUUGAAAGCAUGCCCACUCCGCAACACGCCGCCGCCGGGCGUGAACGUCUACACAAAAGACAACUACUCCUUGUACGAGAUCGAUGGUGAAAAACACAAACUCUACGCGCAGAACCUCUCGCUUUUCGCCAAGCUCUUCCUCGAUACUAAAUCCGUCUUCUACGAUGUCACAACGUUCUUGUACUACCUCCUCGUCGCGCACAAACCCACGCCAGAAAUCCCAAAUACCAGUUUCGGCGACGAGGUUGACGGGGGCGAGAUUGGUGCGCAAGGGCAGGUUGUUGGCUUCUUCAGCAAAGAGAAGAUGAGCUGGGACAACAACAAUCUAGCGUGUAUCUUGGUGUUUCCGCCGUGGCAGAAACAAGGGCUGGGGCAGAUAUUGAUGGGCGCGAGCUAUGAGAUGAGUAGACGCGAAGAGAGGCUGGGCGGACCUGAGAAACCGCUGUCAGAUCUUGGUCGUAUCGCAUAUAUCCAUUACUGGUCGCAAACGCUCGCUCGCACGAUCCUCGCCUGUCCUUCCAAGAAGGCACUUACGGUGCAAGAUCUGCGUGAGAAGACGUACAUUGUGCCCGAGGAUAUAAUCGCGACACUACAAACUAUGGACGUGCUGGAGCAGAAGAAGAGAGGAGGUGCCAACGCUGUUAUCAACAAGGCCAAGGUAAGAGCUUGGGCAGAUAUGCAUAAGGUGGAUUUGAAGGCCUGUCUAGUUGAUUCCGAUGCUUUUGUUGUGAGGGAAGUGAGUCGAAGUGUGAGUGAGGAAUCGUGA
This is a messenger RNA of Alternaria atra, 999 nucleotides long. RefSeq lists its product as uncharacterized. The coding region runs from base 1 to 999 and encodes 332 amino acids. NCBI's taxonomy places the organism in Eukaryota, Fungi, Ascomycota, Dothideomycetes, Pleosporales, Pleosporaceae. Gene Ontology annotation, biological process: regulation of DNA-templated transcription. Gene Ontology annotation, molecular function: histone acetyltransferase activity. The transcript has 3 exons. The record is from RefSeq and is a predicted model, not a curated record.